Aphanomyces invadans is the source of this 2200-nucleotide messenger RNA. RefSeq lists its product as hypothetical. Bases 1 to 1854 code for a protein of 617 amino acids. The transcript is spliced from 10 exons. The record is from RefSeq and is a predicted model, not a curated record. NCBI's taxonomy places the organism in Eukaryota, Oomycota, Saprolegniomycetes, Saprolegniales, Verrucalvaceae.
AUGAAGCGCGGCGCGGAUCAGUCGCGGUCGGCGCCGGUGCUCCCGCCGCCGAUCCGAAAUGGAUUCCCCGUCGAGUCGCCACUGCAUGCUGCGUUGAACAAAAUGCUGCAUGAGGACGAGAACAGAGGGUCAAAAAGACCAACUUUACCCGACAAACCAUGCCCCUUUGCUCCCAACGACGAACCUUCCGCGGGUAACAUCCACCCAGAGAACCCCCAGUUGUUUGCGUACACGAACGCGCUUCUCCACCGCGUCACGGGACGAUACCUGCCCGCGUCGGUUGUCGGCGACGGAGCGACUCAAGUCGCGGAAAUUGCCCACAUUCAAACAGACUACGAGCUCGUGCAAGCAGUGCAAAGCAUUCAAGAAAUCUCAAAGCAGUUCCAUCAAGUCGCGCAGCUCGUAUUGGCGCACCGGAAAGAGCUCGGGAAAGUGCUCCUAAAGCUCGAGACGACGUACUUGUCCGUGUUUGAAAAGGUGCUCGAGGCGUCGCUUCGGUUCUACUACAAAUAUCGCCAAGAGCAUGCAGCGGAGCGACAUCAUCACCGAAAAAGCACCCUCACGCUCAACACGAGAGUUGAAGAGCUGGAGGAGACGAUUCGAGUCCUCACUCACCACGUCGAAGCCAAGGAGAUCCUGCUCAAGUCGCAUCGGGUCCAGAUUCGCGACUUGGAGUACCAGAACAUGAGCUUGAAACAAGACGAUGCCACACUUCGUGCGAUGCAAGAUGAGUUUCGCGAACUCAAGAUGUAUCGACUCGACUAUGAGAAGAGGGAGGCGCAACUACGAAAGCGCGAAGAGGACCUGUGGAAAAAACAAGACCAACUGGACUCGCAGAAUCGGGUUUUGGAGCACCACCACAAAUCCGAGCAAGUUCGGAUGGCAGAGCAAGCGAGAAUGAUGAAGGAACAGUAUCAAAAACAAUUGGACGCUGUUCGGAAAGAGAACGAAGAGCUCCUCGAGUAUGACCGACGCGACAUGCCCGACAUGUCCUCCAUGAAAUCAGCGACUCUGGCGAAGACACCGACCACCGCCGUCGCGACCACACAGACCGAAGUGGACGACGACGGCCUCUGGGACAUUCAAGACGGAAUCCCGAUGUGCGUGUCAAAGGAUGCACGGGUACGGCUGUCAUGGCGGCGAUUCAACGCGUUCGUUCGAUGCAAAGGCUGCCACGGCCGCCCCAAGCACCCCUCGGACACUGACAAAGCGUACUCUGAGGUGUGGGAUGUCAAAUUGAUGCGAAAACGAUGGCAGCUGGCCGUCGCAUCCGAGUGGGAGGUUCCCACCGUGAUUGAACACUUCUUGGCCCACCUACCGCGAUCCGCGAUGGCAUUCAAGUACUACACGCUUCCGGCAACGAUUGAUCGCGUGGAAGCCAUAUACGACGCCAAGCUUCUCGCAGACUGCACUGACGAGCACGACGGCAUUGGAUACGAGCCACUCAACCAGUUUGUCACGAGCUACUUCCUCAACAUUUGUCCAGGGCGGCAAAAGGCCGAAGUCGAGAUGUACCGCCUCCUGAUUUCGGUCAAAGCACUCUACCGAGGAUCGUCCAUGCUGUGCAUGUUUGUUCGAUUCAUGCAGUUCCUGCACACGCACCCGCUCUCCCCUUCAACGUCCACGGACGCGGCGGCAACGAACACUGUCCCGGCAAAACCCACUACCAAAGUGUCUCCCAAGUUGGACAACGACGACGAUGACAAAAAAGCAACGCUGUCUAAACUCGAAAUGACCCACGUCGGACUGCCAAAACGAUGCACCCUCAAUCAAAACUACCUCCGCGUCUACUUGCAUGCUCGGUACCCGACUGUCCUGGCCCACGUGAUUGUUUUGCAAGAAGGUGCUGCGUAGGUACCGCGCCCUUCACCACCCGACCAAAGGCACUUCCCACAUCAUUUGUGUGGACGGAAUCAAGCGGUGGAUGCCUCUCAUGUACGGCGUCGACGUCUUGAAGUACUUUCUGAGCUAUCUUCCCGACGAUAAACUCCGCAUGUAUUGUCGACAACUCGAGUACAAUACCGCCAUUUACGCAGGUGGAGCGAUCACAGACGCGGCGGGACAGCGCCUCACUAUCCGAGCGCACAUGCGGCAAACCAUGUUGACGGCGGGUACUUUAGUCGUUGGAUCGUCCGAUCCUGAGCCCGAGUCGUCCGACCGAAGGGUUGCUCCAGUGGUCGUGGUCAAUGUGUACCUGGUA